AUGGGGGACAUGAAAACUCCGGAUUUUGACGACUUGCUGGCUGCUUUUGACAUUCCUGAUCCAACCAGCCUCGAUGCAAAGGAAGCCAUUCAAACAGCUGGGGAGGAGAAUGAAAACCAUCUCAAGCAGUCAGGAAUUUGUAUUGAUGAAAAUGCCUCAUUGUCCCACACAGCGCCGGCUUCUGAUGUCCCUGUCGUCAGCGUUAUUGUGAAGAACACAUGUCGUCAAGAAUCGUUCGAAGCAGAGAAGGAAGGCAACCAUCUUGGUCCUGGCAUGUUGCACAAUGGAUUCCGUGGUGCGGAUCUGCCCUUAGAGACCCAUAACUAUGGGAAAUUUGACUCUGCCUUUAUCAAUGGUGAUGGCUUGAGGAACUAUCCUGAAAAGAUGGAACAGACAAAGUCAGAACCGUUACCAACAUUCAGUCAGUUCAGCCCUAUCUCUAGCCCUGAACCAGAAGAUACACUCAAAGAGAACAGUAUUGUAGACAAGCCUAAACUUGCUCAAACCUCCUAUUUCCCACCACACCCAAUGUAUAUUCCAUCUGGGUCAUCAGUGUUAGAUCUCCUUAGUAGGACUCUGCCAGAACCAGAGUUUAGUAGAUUUAUGUCAACUGGACCCUCGCUGCUAGAUCUCCUUAGUAAGAAGUUACCAGAACCAGAAUUAAGUAUGUUUGAUCAAUACUGUAAACGAGACCCAAAGAUAGAUAUGCAUGGACUGCAAGAAAGUAGGGGGGAUGUGGGCAGGAGGGAGCACGACAAGAGUCCAGAGAAACGUGAAGCAUCCAGUAAAGAUCUUGGGGACACAAACACCUUCCUUGGUGGCGGGCUGCCUCUUGGUAACUUCCAUAGCAAUAACCUGGGAGAAAGUAAAGGAGCUGUGCCUGAGAUGAACUUCUCGUCUUCAGUCCCGCCUCGCCAGCGGAUCAAACCAGCUCACUCUAAACUGUCAUCCUGCGUGGCUGCGCUUGUAGCCCUUCAGGCCAAGAAAGUGGCAGGUUUCCCAAAAGAGGACCAGGCAAAUGUGACAAGAGAGACUCCUGCCCCCUUUAAGGAUGGCAUUAAGGGAAGCCCCAAAAUGCCCAAGUCCCCAAAAAGUCCAAAGAGCCCCCUAGAGAUUGUGAGAAAGGCCAAUAAGCAGCCGGAGUCUCCCCGGAGUGUGUGCAGCGACACCAGUAGCAAAGGCUCCCCUUCGGUGGCCACUGGCUCUCCCCCUGCCAUCCCCAAAGUCAGGAUCAAGACCAUUAAAACUUCUUCUGGAGAAAUCAAAAGGACAGUAACGAGGAUUUUACCAGAAGCAGACGAUUUUGGCAAAUCCCCUCAAGAAUCGCCGGCAGAGAGUUCAAUAACAGAAGAAUUUGUUAAAUCCUUCCCUUCACCAGAUCCAAAUUCAUCCAUGGAGAUGGAGCCAGGCAAAGGGUUUGUUAAAGCUUCUAUAUCGGACGCAGACUUAGCAAGCCUUCAAGCAGAUGGCAUGAUUGCAGACAUUCCAAUAAACAGCAUCCCGGGCGUAUCUCUGCUGGCAAACAGCAGCGGGACAGUGAAAGUUGGCCUUGGAGGACAACAGUCAAGCAAGAAGCAACAGCCAGGAGUGGCGGCACAGUCCUCAAACCCUGCCAGCCUCCUUCCUAAAGCUGUGCACUUGGCCAAUCUCAAUUUAGUUCCCCACAGCGUUGCUGCUUCUGUUGCUGCAAAAUCGUCAGUGCAGCGCCGCAGUCAGUCCCAGCCGACCCAAAUGUCAGUGCCACUUGUGCACCAGGUGAAGAAAGCUGCUCCUCUUGUUGUAGAGGCAUUCAACAAAGUCUUGCAUGGUGCCAACCCUGUGCCAAUCUAUACUCCAAACCUCAGCCCUCCUCUCGAAAGCAGUAUUCACGUCCCGGCCUCCGGAUAUUGUUGCCUGGAAUGUGGCGACUCGUUUGCCUUAGAAAAAAGCCUCACGCAACACUAUAGCAGGAGAAGCGUCCACAUUGAGGUCAUGUGCACUCAGUGUUCGGCAACGUUGCUUUUCUUCAACAAGUGUAGCUUGCUCAAACAUGCGAGGGAUCACAAGAGCAAAGGCUACAUCAUGCAGUGUUCUCAGCUAUUCAUGAAACCCAUUUCGUUAGACCAAAUGUUUUCGCCUUCUCCAACAACAAGCUCAUUGACAUCCUCAACCUCACAGAAUGCGCGGUUGCCCUCCCUCCCAAAUAAGACUUGUGCUGCGCCAGGUAGUGGGACUACGAAUUUGUCAAACCCUCAGCCAGCUAUGCCUCUGUACACGGACCCCUUGAGGCUAAUUCGCCAUGGAUUAAAGUGUUUUGAAUGUAAUAAGCAGGCACUGGACUAUUUAGCCCUAGCAGCACAUUAUCAGAGAACCUCCGAAGACAACGAGGGACUGACGUGUCAAGUGUGCCAGAUGCUGUUGCCUAACAAGUGCAGUUAUUGUGCGCAUCAAAGAAUCCACACUCACAAAUCCCCUUAUUGCUGCCCCGAGUGUGGUGCCAUUUGCCGGUCGGCGUAUUUCCAAACUCACGUCAAAGAUAAUUGCCUGCAUUACUCACGCAAAGUUGGCUACAGGUGCACUCACUGUGGGGUUGUCUUCAUGUCCCAAGCAAUGCUCAAAGUGCACAUUCACGAGAAACACUGUGAAGUGUUCCACAAGUGUUCAUUUUGUCCCAUGGCCUUCAAGUCUGCAGAUAGCACUACCGCUCACAUCACUAACCAGCAUCCUGCAGAACCUCACAAGACAUCUCAGGUGAUCUACAAAUGCUCUUGUGAGACCGUCUUUAACAAGAAGAGGCUUCUGCAAGAACACUUCCAACAAAACGCCAACAAGCUGAUGGUAGGAGUAUUCAAGUGUCCACAUUGCCAGUUGGUGUAUAUGCAGAAACUCCAGUUAAUGCAGCAUGUCAAGAGCGUCCAUGGGGUUCCUGAAAAUCCUGAGGAUCUUACCAGCAUCCGACAAAAGGCAGAGACGAGAAGCAGCAGUAACGUCCUCCCGACAUCAAAGGAGCUGUCAGUAAUCAAUGGUACUUCCCAGACUUCUUUGACCGCAAAAGAUACAAGCCCGGAAUCAAAGACGAAGCCAAAAGCCUGCAAUUGGACGUGUCGGGAGUGUUCACAGUUGAUCUCUGAUAGAGAAACCUAUGUGUCUCAUAUGAAGAAAAGCCAUGGAAAGAAUGUGAAGAGGUAUCCCUGUCGACAGUGUGACCAGUCCUUCAGCACCACCAAUAGCCUGCGCAGACACGUUCGCAACAAUCAUGAUACAGCGAAGAAGGUUUACACCUGCUGGUACUGCACGGAAGAAGUUCAGACAUUUCCGCAGGCAUCUCUGCUGGAGAGCCACAUCAGCCUCAUGCAUGGCAUCAAAAACCCAGACCUUUCCCAGAUCGCCAAAGCCAAAACUCCAGCAGAAGACUCGACAAAAGCAAAAUUUCCAAAGAGGGUAUCUGCUGGUGGUUCAGACCAGACUGAAACGACGACGUCACGAUCUGAAGAUCCACCGGCAAAGAAGCUGAAAACAGCCCGCUGGAAGUGCGCAAAGUGUGGGUUCACAACGGCCACUGAGACUGAAUUCCUGGAGCACAUCCCUCGGCACAAGUCAGACAACUCCACUUUCCAGUGCCUGCUGUGCGGCUUGUGUUACACCUCCCUCAUCUCUCUGAAUAGGCACCUGUUCAUCGUUCAUAAAAUAAAGGAUCCGGAGGAAGAGGAGGAGGACGGAGAUGAACAGGAGCCAGGACAAGGGGGCAGCAAAGAGGAUGUAGAGAUGGAGACAAGUGAGAACAGACUCGCAGAACCUAACGGCGAGACAGGCAUUGUGGAAGAAGAGGGAGACAGUUCAAAGAGCAAAGACUCUAAGGGCGGUUCUGUGUCCUGUAGCACAGAGAAGCCCAGCUCUCAGAACAAACUUUCAAAGUCUCCAAAUAUUUAAGAGUAUGUUUUCUUUGCUUUACGGCAUCAAUUGGAAAGUGCGGAGGGUGGUCGCAAAUGUGCUGUUGGCUCCACGGAACGGGCCCGGCGUCCUAUUCACUUCAGUUAGAAAGGGAAAUCAGAAACUUAAAAACUGCCACCAUCUCCGCAGCACUGAUUAAGUAACGGAUGCGAGGGGGAAAAUGAAUGUCCUGUUGAACCAUGUCUGAACCUCCAGAAUCAGGAGCACUUUUCUGUAUCCCUCCUUUAUCCCCCCCCCCUCAAAUAACAGGAGCACUCACAUACCACUCAAGCCACACACACCCCCAGCACCUCAUCCACCUUUCCCUCCUUUUCAUAAAAAAGCUUUGCCUUCAGGUUUUUGUUGUGUGUCUUUGUUUUUCUCCUCAUGGUUCCUUGUUCAAGUCGACCAGUUGUUCUGUCUGGACCACGUAAAUUUAUGUUAAUGCCUUUUGUCUCGUGUAUCCACUAAGCCUUCCAUCCACACUUCAAAACAACAACUCUCUCCAACUUCAAAACACUUCAUGAAUAUAAUCAAAUUAUUUUUUUGAACUGUCCUUUCAUGAAGAAGAAACUUUCAAUACUGGUAUAUAUGAUUUCCCCCUGUUUGACAGAGAGAGGGCUGUGUUUAUAAGUUUUGCACAAAAUAAUUUUAUGUUCCUGUUCUGUGUGUACAUAGUUUGUCUCAUUGUCAAUCCAUAGAGUUGCUGCUGGAGUUGAGCUGGAGCAAUUUCUAACAAAAUCAAAGGCUGGUUUGCUCAAAGAAUUGCCCAGACAUAGUGAGAGCUUGGGAGGGUCAGUGCAUUGGACUACCAGACAUCUUUCUCCCCUGAGCAUAUACCCUUUCAGUGAGAAUUAAGGCAAAUACAUAUUAAAUGUCUACAGGAAGGCAGUUUGUUUCCCUGCAGCUCCCUUAAUUCCUCAUAGUUCCUAGUGGGAGUUGUAAUCUCCAACCAGUCUGGAAGAUCAGUUUCUCACCUCUGGUUUGUACUAAGUAAAGAAGAGCUCCUUUAGCUUUUCUGUUAUAGGGUUAGCAUGCUGUCAUUUAUAUGUUAUUCUGUUAUUUUGCUGUAUCAGCAAGACUCAUCCUGCAAAAUCUUCACUCACAGUGUACUGGGAGGAAACGCAGUUUAACACAGCUCUCACAUUCAGCAAAAGUGGUUCCUAGUUUCAGCAGAGAAGGUUUGAGAGAAGCCCGUCCUGAAGAAGUUUGCUCCAGGAAUAUAUAUAUAUAUCUAUUCCUGCUCCCUCCUCUUCCAAGUGCUCCUGCUUUUCCAUCCCUUUUUUCCAAGCCUCCAGUCUUUUGCCUAGUUGACUGAUUCGACUCCCGAUAUUUCCUCGCAUCGUACUCCCCAUCUGUGCUGUUUCCCACCUUCAUGUGUGCUUUUCUCUCAUGAUUCAUGUAAUAAUUUACUUUUUUAUACGGUUUUUAUGUUUUGGAUCGGAACCCUGCUCAUUGUUUACUAUAUAUAAUUUAAAAAGAAAAAAACCCUAUUUAUCUUAUUGCAUAUGAAUUGCUCACUUUCUCGUCUGAACGUGUUUUGAUAAAACCCUUUGUAUUUUUUGAUACUUGUGUACAUUUUAGCCUAGGGAAUGUUUUACAAGGUAGCCUAGCUAUAGUAACGAUAGCAGGGGUUUGGGGAGGGCAGGGGCGUCCCUCCCAGGCCGUCACAUAUCUAUUUAAUCUGCAGUGGCAUUUGUGCCUUGCUAUAAUGUUUACUUCAAAGUAUUUCAAAUAAAAUCAUCUAACAAUG
Molecule: messenger RNA, 5662 nt
Organism: Anolis carolinensis (green anole)
Lineage: Eukaryota; Metazoa; Chordata; Lepidosauria; Squamata; Anolidae
Gene: znf592
Product: zinc finger protein 592
Exons: 8
Coding region: 1-3909 (1302 amino acids)
Source: RefSeq, a predicted model, not a curated record